AUGUUCUCAUAUUCAAGAAAUAAUAGUUUUAAUUCAAAUACUGGAUUAUCAAGAUAUGAAACAGCAGAAGAAGAAAUUAAUGAUGAAUUAAAUGAAGAAUUUAAUAAUAAUCAUAAGCAAAAAAAUGAAAAUAAUCUGACAUCACAAGCCGCAAUUCAACAACCAAAAUUAGAAAGCAAACAGAACACAAACACACGACCUGAUAGUGGAACUUUAUUAAAUCCGAUUAACAAUGAUAAUACCGAUAUUGAAUUAAAUCAACAAGAACCACCACCAAACCACAAUCAAACAAUUGAACCAGAAAUCAUAAAUAAUCAUGAUAACAAUAACAAUAUAACCCUGGAUAUUGAAAACAAUAACAAUAAUAGUACUACAGAUCCAACUUUUAAUGAUGAUUCAACAAUUGAUGAGAAAAAUUCUUUAAAACAUAUUAAAGAUAAAUCAGAUAAUGAAAUAACUCAAGAAGAUAAACCAAUUGAAAUACUGGAUCUUGAUUGGGAUGGUCCAGAUGAUAUGGAUAACCCAUUUAAUUGGCCUGUCUAUAAAAAAUGGUGGAUAAAUGUUACAGUUGGAAUUAUGUGUCUCACAUGUUCAUUAGGUUCAUCAAUGUACACAGCAGGAGUAUUUGAAAUGAUGGAAAGAUUUAAUGCUUCUCAAACUUUAGUUAUAUCUGGAUUAACUUUUUAUUUAAUUGGAUUAGCUUUAGGUCCUGCUUUUAUGUCUGGUUUCACAGUUGUUUUAGGUAGAAAACCUUUUUAUGUAUAUCCUUGGAUUAUUGGUAUAUUAUUUAUAAUGGGAUGUGGAUUAGCUAAAAAUAUUCAAACUCUUUUGGUACUUAGAUUUUUUGCAGGAUUUUUUGCUUCACCUGCAUUAUCAGUUGUUUCAGGUACAAUUAAUGAUUUAUUUUCAAAUGAUCCUUUUCAACAAUCUGGUGCCGUUGCUUUGUUUUGUUUAAUGCCCUUUUUAGGUCCUGUUUUGGGACCCAUAAUUGGAGGAUUUGCAGCAGAAUAUAAAAAUUGGCAAUGGAGUGCUUCAUGGGUUUUAUUAAUGUUUUAUGGAUUAGCUUUAAUAAGUGUUAUAUUUGUUCCAGAAACUUAUAAAACUGUUAUAUUAGUUAAAAGAGCUAAAAAAAGAGGUUUAAAUGUUAAUAUGCCAAAACCUGAUUUUGAAUUAGUUAAAAAAAUUUUAAAAACUUAUUUAUUAAUUCCUUUUGAAUUAUUAUUUGUUGAACCUAUUGUUUUAUUUAUGUCUACUUAUAUUGCUUUUAUAUUUGCUGUAUUAUUUGGAUUUUUUGAAGCUUUUCCUAUUAUUUUUAGAGGUGUUCAUGGUAUGAGUUUAGGUGUAUCAGGUCUACCAUUUAUUAGUAUUGCAGUUGGAUUUGCACUUGCUGUUAUAGUUUAUUUAAUAUUAGAUGUUUAUUAUUAUUUCCCCAAACAAAAAGAUGGUUCAAGAUAUAAAAAAGAUGAAAAUGGUAAUAUUAUAUUUUAUGCACCAGAAAAAAAAUUAUUAGUUGGAAUGAUUGGAUCAAUAUUUUUACCAAUUUCAUUAUUUUGGUUAGGUUGGACUGGUAAAUAUAAAUCUGUACAUUGGAUUGUACCAACUUUAGCUGGUGUACCAUUUGGAUUUGGAUUACUUAUGAUCUUUUUAAGUGUGGUAUUAUAUUUUGCAUUAGCUUUCCCACCAAUUGUAGUUGCAUCAGCAAUGGCUGCAAAUAAUUUAUUAAGAUAUAUUGUUGCUUCAGUAUUUCCAUUAUUUUGUACUCAAAUGUUUGAAAAUGAAACUUUAACUAUAAGUUGGGCAGCUUCAAUUUUUGCUUUUAUUUCAUUAUUGAUGGUUCCAAUUCCUUUUGUUUUUAGUCAUUAUGGUGCAAGAAUGAGAGCUAAAAGUAAAUAUGGUUAUGCUGCUUAUUUUAGACAAUUAGCUGAAGAAAAAGCUAAAAAAGAGGAAGAAAAUGAAAAGACUAAUCCUCAACAAAUUAAUAAACCAUCUACUACUACUGAAGAUGUUGGUAAAAAAGUGUGA
Molecule: messenger RNA, 2022 nt
Organism: Lodderomyces pseudojiufengensis
Lineage: Eukaryota; Fungi; Ascomycota; Pichiomycetes; Serinales; Debaryomycetaceae
Gene: TPO4
Product: Tpo4p
Exons: 2
Coding region: 1-2022 (673 amino acids)
Biological process (GO): spermidine transport; transmembrane transport; spermine transport
Molecular function (GO): spermine transmembrane transporter activity; spermidine transmembrane transporter activity
Source: RefSeq, a predicted model, not a curated record